Molecule: messenger RNA, 1585 nt
Organism: Nematostella vectensis (starlet sea anemone)
Lineage: Eukaryota; Metazoa; Cnidaria; Anthozoa; Actiniaria; Edwardsiidae
Product: 2,4-dienoyl-CoA reductase [(3E)-enoyl-CoA-producing], mitochondrial
Exons: 8
Coding region: 41-1039 (332 amino acids)
Biological process (GO): fatty acid beta-oxidation
Cellular component (GO): mitochondrion
Molecular function (GO): 2,4-dienoyl-CoA reductase (NADPH) activity
Source: RefSeq, a predicted model, not a curated record
CAAGGGAAAUUUUUGUCAAGGCCAGGCUACCAAAUCAAAGAUGGCGGCUUGUUGUGGAGCUCUUCGUAGCAUCACAAAAACUCGUUUGAGAACAGGGUUGUUAGUCCCAAAAUGGUUAAAUUGCCAUUCCUCUAGUCGCCUUCUUUGUAGUGCGAAGUUCUUCCCUGCACGCAAUGACUGCAUGCUGCCUAAAGACUGUUUUCAGGGCAAAACAGCGUUCAUCACAGGCGGUGGUACCGGACUUGGUAAAGGCAUGACACAAAUGCUGUCCAAACUGGGAGCAACGGUGGUGAUAACUAGCAGGAAGUUAGAUGUUCUCCAGAAGACGGCUGAUGAGAUCUCAGGAGAAACAGGCAACAAGGUGAUAGCUGUAGCCGCUGAUGUCCGUGACCCAGAGCAAGUCAAGGCCGCAGUUGAUGAGUGUGUUGCCAAGAGUGGCCUUCCUGACAUUGUUAUCAACAAUGCUGCCGGCAACUUUAUCUCCCCAUCCGAGAGACUAUCUGCCAAUGCCUGGAAGACGAUAGUUGAUAUUGUACUAAAUGGCACUGCAUAUGUGAACUUAGACAUUGGCAAAAGACUUAUUGAGGCCAACAAAGGAGCAAGUUUUUUAGCCAUCACAACUAUAUAUGCCAAGUCAGGCUCUGGAUUUGUUCUACCAUCAGCUUCAGCUAAGGCUGGCAUUGAAGCCAUGACUAAGUCACUGGCUGCUGAGUGGGGACGGUAUGGAAUGAGGUUCAACGCUAUCGCACCUGGACCUAUUGAGACCAAGGGAGCAUUCAGUCGACUGGACCCAACAGGAGCAUUCAGGUCCCAUGCAAUAGAAAGGAUCCCAACAGGAAGGUUUGGGGAGAUCAAUGAGAUUGCCAACCUUGCUGCGUACCUUGUCAGUGACUACGCUAGCUGGAUCUCAGGGGAGAUUGUAGUCUUCGAUGGUGGGGAGUAUCCUUCUCUUGCUGGAGAAUUCAAUGAAUUUAGAAAGAUUCCAAAAGAGCAGUGGGACAUGAUUGAGGCGAUGAUUCGGAAGACAAAAGGAUCUUAGAAAGCUGCCAUUUUUGGCUAACCACGAUAUUAAGGGUAGUUCAACAAAUGCGAUGGUGGAGGCAUGUUCCUAGUUUGACCCUUAAACUCUUUGUCCAGUUAGUUCUCAUCAGAACGCCAGCGCAUGCGCAACUCAAGGAGGAUUCAGUAGAACAGAAGCACAACUGGUGCAUUUUGUAUUGGUGGCCACGGUAGCGCGAGUCUCACUAUUAAUAUUUAUCCUCACGUCCAGUUUCUCUGUACAUUAAUAAUUGGGUGAUAUAUUUUUUAAUAUUUACCUAGUUUGAUUGACUAUUGUAAAAAUAUUUUCCAUGAAGACAUCGUUGCUUGAUUUGACAUACUUUGGCCUUCGAGAAACACCAAAACAUUAUAAUCAAUGUCAAAAUGCUUUUGUUAUACUGAACCAAAGAUUGUUGGGUGCAUUUGGCAAUUAUUUGCUACACAUUUCAAUACUCAUGUAAAAAGUUAUAUAAGUGUAAAGUGGUGGAGUAACCUGGUUUACGUCAUGAAAAUUAAAAUAAUAAAUACAUAUUUCGUAUUUCAGCAA